Molecule: messenger RNA, 837 nt
Organism: Helianthus annuus (common sunflower)
Lineage: Eukaryota; Viridiplantae; Streptophyta; Magnoliopsida; Asterales; Asteraceae
Product: cyclic phosphodiesterase
Exons: 3
Coding region: 38-694 (218 amino acids)
Biological process (GO): cyclic nucleotide metabolic process
Molecular function (GO): 2',3'-cyclic-nucleotide 3'-phosphodiesterase activity
Source: RefSeq, a predicted model, not a curated record
AUGGCAUCUUCUUCGCGAUUCCCAAUCAUAUUCUUGAAUGUACUUCUCUCCAAGAUCUCGCCUCAUUCUGAUCAGAUUUCUCUCUCUUCUGGGCAUCCUAGGUUUCUCUUUCUUCCUCCUUUCAAUCUCCAUGGAUGUACAAGUCAGUCAGCAGCCAAAGAAAGACGUGUAUUCGGUGUGGGCCCUUCCGCCGGAACAUGUGUCGGAGAGGGUCAAGAAAUUGAUGGUUGCUCUCCGAUCGGAGUUCAGUGGGCCGGAGUUCGAGCCCCACGUGACUGUCGUCGGAGCCAUCAGGUUGACGGAGGAUGACGCACGUGACAAGCUCAACAAGGCUUCUGAGGGUUUGAAGGCGUAUAAUGCCACCGUCGAGAAAGUGGCUACCGGAACUUUCUUUUAUCAGUGUGUGUUUUUGUUGCUUCAUCCGACCACUGAGGUCAUGGAAACUGGUGCACACUGCUGGGCUCAUUUUGGUUACAAAAGUCCGACUCCUUAUAUGCCACAUCUAAGCAUCCUUUAUGCAGACUUAACUGAAGAAGAAAAGAAAAGAGCUCAAGAGAAAGCCAAUGCUCUUGAUGAAAGUAUUGAAAGUCUAAGCUUUCCGAUAACCCGUCUUGCUUUGUACAAAACCGACACAGAAGACAAGACCCUAAAAUCCUGGGAGAAGGUGGCUGAAGUCACACUCCAAAAUAACUAGUUAUCAUGUUUGUGAUGUAUACCUUAAUUGUAUGUACUCUUCUAAUCCGUUUCCUUUGAAUGAUUGUUAAUUCCACAUUUCCGCUUCCACAAACUUUGUAGCUUUUAUACUUGAUUCUUGCAUUCUAUCAGCAAUUUCCUGAA